CGCACAGGAUGGAUUUGGUAGGUAGCAACCUGAUACUGUACGGUACUGGUCGGUAUACAGGGACCGGUUGAUCUAGAAUGGACGAAUGAAAUGCUUUAAAUGUAACAUAUCGAUGGAUUUCUCAACUUUUCCAUUAUCAAAUUCGUCCGUUGUUAUAAAGAUAGAAUGUGUGAAUGCAUAAUGGUUAAGUAGGCUAGAUGAGCUAUGACAGGAGAGCUAAAUACGGACCAUUCCUGUUUGGAUUUCAAAAUGAAGCGACCCAAAGGAAUUGUGGCAGAUUUGGUGCGUUACAACACUGUCUCGUGGGACGUUUGUUAUGGAGCCGCAUUACUUUCUCACUCAAACAAGAUCUAAGAAUGCGUAACAGUACUUCAAUGGUUGGAAGUAAAAUCUAAACCUUUUGGCUAACAUGAAUGUAUUGUCCGGUUCUGCUAACUCACUAACAUCAGCUAACAAUCGCAGGUAUACAAGCGUAGACUAAAUUUAGCUGGCAUGCCAAGUGUGUGAAUUGGAGGAACUGUAAAACACCUAUCCCGCCAUUGUGCCCUUGGGUAAGGCACUUAACCUAUAACCUGCUCCAGGGGCGCUGUACUGCCACUGACCGACCGGUGCCUCCCUCAACGUGUGUUUCUUCACCUAGAAGGAUUUGGAGAGGCAGAAGACAACUUUCCUUUAAAGUUUCACCCAACAAUGGACUACAAAAUUAUAUGAUAUUCUGUUCUGUUUUCGUAGAACACCGCAGUUCAAAAUGAACGUGUUCAAAAUGAGGAAAGCCGUUGUAAAAGAAGCGGUUAAACGUUUUCCAUGGCUAGCCAACGUUACUCUGUAUGGCUGCCUGUUUGCCGGCGGCGACUUCGUCCAUCAGAUGAUCGCACAGAGAGAAGAGAUGGACUGGAAACACACCAGAAAUGUUGCCAUAGUGGCCAUUAGCUUCCAUGGAAACUUUAAUUAUUUCUGGUUGCGGGCUUUGGAAAGCCGUUUCCCCGGAAAAUCUCCCGGAAUGCUCUUCCGCAAACUGCUCCUGGACCAAAGUUUUGCGUCGCCCUUGGCAACUAGUGUCUUCUACACAGGUAACGUGCAUUUUACUGUGGAACGUUUAAUAUAAGUCAAUCUAUUAUAGCCUAUAACAAUUUUCGAAUUUUCUAAAGUGGCCUACAUAGAAUUACCGUAUAUAGAAACAGACCAAUGCGUCAUGUCCAUUGGGUGAUAGGCCUAGGUUAGGCUACUCUCCUAUAGCCUAACCUUGGAUGUGUGUAUUUGUAAAUGCUGAAUGUGAUGAACAGACUGCAGUGAUCUAACGUGUACUCGUUCAAAAGGUCAUGUGCAAAUGUGUGACCUAAAGUGUGACCUAAAGUCUUUCCUUCUUCCUUCUCCAGGAGUGAGUUUCUUGGAGAAUAAAGACGAUAUCUUCGAGGACUGGAGAGAAAAGUUCCUCAACACCUACAAGGUAAGAUGAAAUCAGAAGGAACUGGAACCGACCGACAUACAGACAGAGAAGAAAGAAAGUCACCUUCCGCCUGCCUGGUCUGAGCUCACCCCCGAUUAACCCAGAUUAUGGCACCGCUUUCGCGCAGCAAUGGGCAGGCGGCCAGGGAUACGGCAAUGCAUGACAAUUACUGCCAGUGGAAAACAAGCAACGAGCCCAACUCUUCCAGGCCCAACAACCGCUGUAAAAUAAUACUGAGAUGCGGGUAGAACAUAUUCCCCCUGUUGAAAUAAAAUAGAAGAGUACAGGGCAGUAGGAGUGGAGAGACAUAGAGAGGGAUGCUGCUGGAAGAAGUCUCUGAUUGUGAUAUGAGUGGCAAAUCAAGUCAAACUUUAUUUAAAGUGCUUUAUUAUCACAGUCUCACGAUACACUUUAUAAAGAGAAUACAAACAGAGAGAUAAACUCAGCAGGCAUAGAUACAUACAUACAGACAGACAGACAGACAGACAGACAGACAGGCAGGCAGACAGGCAGGCAGGCAGACAGGCAGAUAGAUAGAUAGAUAGAAAUGACAGGCAGGCAGACAAAAAGACAGACAGAAAGACAGGCAGACAGACAGACAGAUAGAUAGAUAGAUAAAAAUGACAGGCAGGCAGACAAAAAGACAGACAGAUAGAAAGACAGGCAGACAGACAGACAGACAAGCAGGCAGGCAGACAGACAGACAGACAGGCAGGCAGGCAGGCAGACCAGACCUGCUAGUCAGUUAAUGAUGUGAAGGAUCUGUGUUAAAACGGAGCUCUUGGAAUGCUGUAUUUGACUUGGUUUGAUAAUUAACAUGUAUCUUGUCUCUUUGAAUUUCAGACUGGACUCAUGUACUGGCCUUUCAUGCAGGUGAAUGAUAAGGAUGCCAUUGAUAGACAGUGUGUUACUGUACUGUAAAUAUCCCAAUGUAUUGAUAAUAAACUACAUUGGUGAAGGCAUAACAUCCUGCUCUGAAAUGUCCCUACCAACUAAUACACAUGCACCGGAAUUUACUAUAAACAUCAGGUUGAUCCUGUGCUGUGUCAAUACAGUAGUGUCACACACACACACACACACAUCCUUCUCUGUUCUAUUUCUGUAUCAUGGUUUAUUUACUGUUAGAGAUAACCAUCUUCUUCUGCGGGAGUGAUGAUCUGAUGUCAUAACUGUUAUCACACACACCUGUCAGUCAGUGGUACAUGUGCAGUGUGCUGUAAUACAACACUAGUGUUAUUUUCUGAUGUACUUCAAACUGACACCUGUUUUUAUCUACCCCUUUCCACCUUCCUCUCUCCCUCCCCCUUCUACCCUCUUCACCCCCCUCCUCCUCCCCCUCCCUCCCCCUCACGCUCCCUCCCUCCCCCUCCUCCCCAGUUCCUAAACUUCAUCCUGAUACCUCUAUACCUGAGGACAGCCUUCAUGGGCUGUUGUGCGUUCCUGUGGGCCACCUUCCUGUGUUUCUCCCGGCAGAGCGGGGACGGUACGGCCAGCGUGGCCCUAGCCUUCUUCCUGUAUCCCAAACAGAGGCUGCAGGCCGCCCGGGAGGCCCACCUCGCACGCAAGAAACAGAAAGAAGAGGAAGAACUGCAGCAGAGCACUGAGAACUAACUGAAUUGGUUCAGUGAGAUUCGAUUCAAUUCAAGAAACAGAAAACAUCAAGCACUGAGAACUGAACUGGUUUAAUGAGAUUCAAUUCGGGAAACAGAAGAAUCAAGCACUGAGAACUGAACUGACUUAAUGAGAUUCAAUUCAAUUGAGGGAACAGGAAAACAGAGGAGGACCCGAGCACUGAGAACUGAACUGUUAAAACUGAACUGCUAAAAUGUUAUUUCAAUUCAAGGGCAUCAAGACAAGGCAUGAGGGCAUGGUUGGAGGGUGACAACACACUGUCAUCAUGUGAGGACAGGCCAGGCUCUCACACCUUAGAAAAAACUCAAAACAGAUAGUUUGAUUGAAUAUAACUUUAUUGAUAUCCUCAGGGGAAAGGAAGAGUGAAUAUAACUUUAUUGAUAUGCUCAGGGACA
Messenger RNA from Coregonus sp. 'balchen', 3474 nucleotides. The record is from the annotation of a GenBank genome assembly. Lineage: Eukaryota; Metazoa; Chordata; Actinopteri; Salmoniformes; Salmonidae.